Molecule: messenger RNA, 5460 nt
Organism: Asterias rubens (European starfish)
Lineage: Eukaryota; Metazoa; Echinodermata; Asteroidea; Forcipulatida; Asteriidae
Product: ubiquitin thioesterase zranb1-B-like
Exons: 7
Coding region: 182-2257 (691 amino acids)
Biological process (GO): protein deubiquitination involved in ubiquitin-dependent protein catabolic process; protein K33-linked deubiquitination; cell migration
Cellular component (GO): cytoplasm; nucleus
Molecular function (GO): K63-linked polyubiquitin modification-dependent protein binding; cysteine-type deubiquitinase activity
Source: RefSeq, a predicted model, not a curated record
AAUAAUAAUAAAAUGGCCGUGUAGGUUUUUUUUCUUACUCUUUGUUGAUGUUGGGAAACACUCAGAAUGCUGCUGUUAUGAUGGUUUUUGGAGCUUAUUUGGGCGACGAGAAGAUUGGUUUUAGUUUGUUGGUGCGUUGUGGUCAAGUUGAAGAAGAGAUUUGUGAGGUUGGAAGGUCAGCAUGACUGAUGACCACAAGAAAUGGACAUGCGAAUACUGUACCUACAACAAUUGGCCCAGUGCCAUCAAGUGUACUCUGUGCCAAGCCCGCCGGCCUGUUCAAUACAUCAGUGCCCCAACCUCACCAGAGGGGCCCCGGAGGGAGUUAAUACCAAGGGCCACUGGUACCAAAACCACUGGUACCAGGACAGCACCAUUGAUACUUCCAGGUAGUGAUCACCGAGGACCACUUUCCCUGGCGGCAAAAUGGUCCUGCCCGAUCUGCACCUACAUGAACUGGCCCCAGGCCACCAAAUGCGCCCUGUGUUAUUCGUUACAUAGCAGCAGUAGCCCUACAGCGGAUAAUAAGGGCAGAGGUACCCCAAAGGGUUUCAGGUUACCACGAUUACCCAAGCCGCCAGAAGCAAGUCAAGUUGGUAAUAACGACCGUAACCGUAAUAUUUCCCAGAAUGUGAAGAAAUGGGCCUGCCCAGCGUGUACAUAUGAGAACUGGCCCAGAGCAAAGAAGUGUGCUUUGUGCAUGUUUAUGCGCAGCAAGCACAGUCCGGAAUCAGGUAUGGCUGCAAGCAGUUCAUUGAUUGAAGAGAAUCUACGCAACGUUGAGGCCUCUAGCCGCAGCUCUCCACCCAUAUCCCCGCCAAGGAGUCCUGAUUCUAAUGUGGAACUUCAACAAGUGUCCCUACCAUCGGUGACCCCUGAGCCAAAUCCACAGUCUACACUCAGCCACGGCACAAUCAACCUAGCCGACCACGACCGACGCAUUAAACAGAUACGCAGGCGCUUGCGCAAGUCCGACUGGCUGUUCCUCAAUGCCUGCAUGGGUGUUGUGGAGGGAGACCCGAGGGUUGUGGAAGCGUAUCUUACCUCUGGGGGCUCCCCAACGCGCCAGCUUAACCGCGACGAAGUGACUCUCCUCAAUAGACCCAGUGCAUUUGACGUUGGUUUUACGUUAGUGCAUUUAGCAAUUAGAUUUAAACGAGAGGAUCUUGUGGCAGUGCUGCUGACCCCAGACGUCACCGGCAAUGUUGUGAAGCGCCCACCUUCCCAGGUUUGCCCAGACCUGGCCGGUGGUAUACGAAGGGACAUUGCAAGAUCUUUACGCCAGAGAAAAAUGGACUUCCUGUGCUUCUUUGUGACAGAUUUAUUAACAUUUAUUUUACCUGGAGAAAUCGAGGACCUUCCACCUACUGUGAGGAGUCAACUCUUUGAUGAACUCCUAGACAGAGACGUCCAAAAAGAAUUAGAGCAGGAGUCCCCGAUCAUUAACUGGAGUGUUGAAGUUGCUGACAGCCUAGGUAGUCGUCUGUAUGCCCUGUGGAACCGCACUGCCGGUGACUGCCUGCUGGACUCUGUGUUGCAGGCCACAUGGGGUGUGUUUGAUACAGACGCUGCACUACGGAGAGCUCUUGGGGACAGUCUCAACGAAGGUGGUGUAAGAUUUUUUGCCCGUUGGAAGGAGUAUGAAUCAAUGCAAGUUGAGAGCAUGCAGUUCACUCUAGAUGAUGACCAGUGGGAGCAGGACUGGACCCUGAUGCUCAGUCUUGCCGGUCAGCCCGGGGCAGCCCUUGAGCAGAUUCAUAUAUUUGCUCUGGCGCACAUCCUCCGCCGUCCCAUCAUAGUCUACGGGGUCAAGUUCAUCAAGAGCUUCCGUGGGGAGAAUAUUGGCUAUGCACGUUUUCAAGGCGUUUACCUACCUCUACUCUGGGAACCCAGCUUUUGUUGGAAGAGCCCAAUUACCCUUGGCUACACCCGGGGGCAUUUCUCAGCCCUGGUUCCCAUGGAAACAGAGUCAGACGAAAACCAGGGGGCUGGAGCCAACCUGAACACAGACGACGAGACGCAGACUGUUUACCUUCCGCUGACAGACUUUGAAGGGAAGUUGCUUCCAAUUCACUUUAUCACACCUCUUGAGCUCGGUUCAGAAGAACGGCUUCUAAACGAGUGGUUCGACGGCUGCUACACAGCGGGGGGAGUGUUUGUUGCCCAGCAGGUCCACCACAAACGACGACCCGUGCUGAUUGGUCAAAUGCUGGAAGAAUGGCUCCAACGAUAUCGCAGAAUCGCUCACCAACUCUGACGACGGUGGACGGUAGCCACAGUCAACCUCGCAAGUACCCUUGCCUCUCUCUAACUCCCUCUUUGUAGACAACAUAAUUUUAUUCAUAGAUAUUGUCAAAGUUGAUCAGGGUUCUUUAGUUUCCCUUUUACGACGUGGAGUUUUUUGCACCAUGUUUUGUUUUUCUUUUUUCUUUGUGAAGUUCUACAAUGUAUUUUUGGAUCUCAUGAGUGAAAAAUAUAUAGACUGAAGUUUGUGAAAAAAGUUUGUGUAUUUUAGUAACAUAUUUUUAGGUAGAGCUGAUGCUUUAAACUUUACCAUCAGAGAAGGAGACGUGAUCUGGGUACAACCCCUAAAUGUUUAGUGGAAGAUUCUGUAUCUUCCUACCUGACUCUUGAACCUUACAGAGACCACCAUUUUGUCCUAUUCCCAGAUGACAAACAUGUAGCAGCAAACGAUAUUAAGUCAGGUUUGCAUUACAGGCACCAGUCUAUUAACAGUUUUGAUGUGACAGAUUAGUUAGCCUUCUCAAGUAUUUGACAGAGAAAACUCACAAUGAUCAUAACUUGUCUGAAACAGUAUACAGUACAGGGCCAAAAACCGUAUGCUUGAUUUUAACACAUUUUGAUGAUUAGUAAUUGAAAACAAACUUGACGUACUCCCUAUAUACAGUGCAACUUUGUAUUAUUUUGUAUGAAAUCAAAAUACUGUGUGAUUUUAAAUUACACGUACACUUUGGUAGUUGAAUGUUUCUUCAUAAAAAAACUAAAAAAAUUAAAAAAAGUAUUGUAUGAACCCAAGAUUCUCCUUUGAAAGAAGGUACUCUAUAAUUUUCCACUCAGUCAGUGAAUUGGAUUGCUGAGACGCAGAGUGUAAAAUCUUUCCCUUUUGGGGGGGGGGAAUGGGAUUAGUCACCCUUGCAAAAUUCAGGGAGAAACCCCAGAUUUAGCAAAAGAUAGGUGCUUAACUGCUUUUCUAUUAGAACCAACAAGGUUUACUUUAGAUGGUUAGUUUGAAAAGAAACAGGAAUUUUCUGUAGGAAUUUCAGCAGAGUUUGCAAACUGCAGUGAUACUUUUGCUGUUAAUUUACAUACUUGUACUCACAAAGCAUAUUGUGUUUGAGUGGUUCUGUUUUAGUAUUGAUAUUUCAUCCAUAUAUUUGUGCGUCGGCAAAAAAUGAUAGCUCCAAAGCAAAAGGAGCCGAUGAUUAUUUGCAUGCUGACUGUUUUAACAUUUGUGUUGGAAAUGCAUGAAUGCACAUAAUCAAAGAGAGGGAAAUUAAGCUUGUUAGUAACCGUUUGAGCAGUGAGGAAAAAAUGGUUUGAAGUUAUAUAAAAAAAUAAUAGAGAAGGGGAAAAUGGUGAUUUGCAAGUUUUAGUUUCAUGAUUUGCUAUGUAAGAUCAUGGAACCAGCAGAGUUGUAUAGUGCUCAAGUUGUAGGUUUGAAUUAAAUGGUUUGGGCCGCCCUACCAUUGCCAGUUUAUGUAUUUAUUUAAUUUGCCAUAACGAUUUAUUUAGCUGUGCUUCAAAGGGCUCAGUAUAACAUUACAGUGUUGUUUUAAAAAUGACUAAUUCUAUAUUAUUUCUUCCUUUUGUUUUUCUUUUAAAUUUUUUGUUUUAAUGCAAUAUUGGUUUUUAUAGCGAAUUUCUAAAGGUUUUCUUCAUACUUUUGGAUUUCUCUGCACCAACAAAUUAAGCCUACAAUUUUCAUUUUGGGGUUGUAGAAAACCUUUGAUAUUUCUAUUUAGGUUUCCACCUUCUUUUUAGUGAUGAGUUUGUUUUUGUUUUAAGACAGACAACAAAUUCAGAGAGUAACUUUUUAGCCAGACUGCUCAAAUCAUGCUCUUGUCAAAAGAUAAAGACCAACAAAUUUGUAUUCAUUUAAAUGUUACAGUAUGAAAAUUGCUAUCCUCUGACUCAAAGUUUUAGAUGUUUUAUCAUGUGAGCACAAAAAUCUAACUUCUAUGACUGACACAGUGUAAUCGUGAUUUGAAAUUGUCUUGUCCUUGUUUUACUGAGUUUCACAAGUUCAUUGUUAGCAUAAAGUAGAUUGUGGGUUGGUUGUAACUGUUUUCAUUUGGGUCAAUCUACAUAUUUGAAGAUUUCAGAUUGUUUUAUUUUCUUUGGUGAAAAUAUCUCUUUAAGGGAAGGGUGAAUAGACCCUUUUCAUGAAAUAUGUAAAUUGCACAUAGGGCGUGCACACUAACGUUUUGGUUGGCAAUAUGAGGGAACAUCGCACUGUUUUGUACAUUGGCUAAUGGGUGUGUGACGCAGACGCGAUUGCGCGUCUGCUUAGUGCACAACUCUAUGGCGUUUGCCAACCAACAGGGUCUGUACGCAUGCCUGAAUGUGAUUAGCAUAUUUCAUGGAAAGGGUCCAUUGAUUCUGGUUGAAAGUGUCUCCGGAUAUAUACUGUGUGCAUCUUAAAUGUGCACACAUAUUGGAGUAAACAGGGUUUGUACAUGUUUCUAUAUGAUGGAAGAUAUUAAUCUAUUAGGAUUUAUAUCAUUAGGUUUUUUUUAUUCCAAAAACAAAUUAAAGGGCACUCUUUGGAGACACUUUAGCAGCCACAAGCAAGUUGCACACAAAACAUGCACAACGAAUCCACAAAAGUCCUCAAUAUUUCCUGGCAAGAAGUGAAAUGCGUUAUUAGUUUGUAACCUUAUACUGGUAUACAUGUUUUGGGGUUUCUUUUCCUGUAAAAAUGGGCCCUGGAAACAAAUUGCCAGUUACAGCUAAUACUCAGACUUUCUUUUUACCAAAUGGAAACAAAAAGAUUCUUAUAUUCAAUGCUACAGUAUUUGAUUUGUGCAAAAUGAGAUGCAUUUCGGACGCACAUAUUUUUUAAUUUAAAGGAUUGUAGGUAAAUACGUGUUGAGCUUUCAACAGAAUUCAAUAAUAUUAAUUUUGGUUUUUACCCAUGUGUAAGCACUGUAUACUCAGUACUUCCCCGAGUCCUGUGAAAAAAAUAUUACAGGCAUUACUAGGGUGGGAUUCAAAUAAGGUAUUUUGUACAAAUAUGACAAAUACUUUGUUGUAUUUUUUCGUUUAAGAAUACUUUUCCCUGUAGCCACAAAUUGCAUGUUGUUUAUUUUCUUCUUUAAUAGAAUACUGUGUGUGUCAAGUUAGAAACAAGUUUUUUUAACUCUUAGUAGAGCUUGCAAUAUAAAUCAUAACUUUGGAAAAAUGCUUUCUUUCACUGGGGGUUAUUCUAUCAUAAUGUGU